AUGGCAGGAAAGCUGAGGGGCAAGUCGUUGAACCUUGUCAUCGGUCUCAUUGGUGCUGUGGGCUUCGUGCUCCAGGGCUAUGACCAGGCAGUUUGCAAUGGGUUGUUAACGUUGGGUUCUUUCAUUGCGGUAUUUCCUCAGAUCGACACGGUCAAUACCAAGGGAAGCCAAAACUCACACAACUCUACCAUCCAAGGGACCACGGUCGCAAUCUAUGAAGUUGGAUGCGCACUCGGCGCCGGUUCCUGUGCCUUUCUGGGUGACAGGCUUGGUCGUCGCAAGACCAUCUUUCUGGCAGGUUGCAUUGCGAUAGUGGGGAUCAUUAUUCAGUCGACUCCGUUCUCACUCGGUCAACUUAUUGCUGGCAGAGUAAUCACUGGUCUUGGCGUAGGUGGCUUCACAGCUACCAUCCCAAUGUACGUCUCCGAGUCAUCCGGCGCAGAAGCUCGCGGUCGGAUGGUUUUGCUCGAAGGAUGGUUCGCUAUCGGUGGUAUUGUCCUCGCAACGUGGCUGGAAUUCGGACUCUACUAUGUCAGCGACAACUCGGUCAGCUGGCGUUUCCCCAUCGCCUUCCAAGGUCUAUUUGCUAUUGUUGUCGUCGCCUGUAUCUUGCUUCUGCCCGAGUCCCCCCGUUGGCUUGCACGCGCUGGAAGAAUGGACGAAGCAGCUGAAGUGCUAGCUCGCUUGGAAGAUGUAUCGGUUGAUUCCGAACAUGUCUUGCAGGAGCUGGAGAUUAUGCGACAGUCUCUUGUGCUGGAUGAGAACAACGAGUCAACCGGCUCUUCUUCGCCAUUUGCGAUGACCGAGAACGGCCACCUACACCGGACGAUCAUUGCUGUGGGUGUGAACAUUCUGGCACAAAUGACCGGUGUCAAUAUUAUUACUUUCUAUUCCGAUACCAUCUUCGAAAAUGAUCUGGGAUACUCGGGCACCAUCGCUCGAAUCAUCACUGGAUGUCUUCAGAUUUGGCAAUUCGUGGCAGCUGGUCUAGCUGUCCUGCUCAUUGACCGAGUUGGACGUCGUCCGCUCUUUAUCGGCGCUGCCGCCGGUAUGACCAUUGCCCAGGCCUGUCUGGCUGGGCUAUCAAGCGACCUGAGUAACCACGCCGCUGCGAGUGCGUCCCUCCUAUUCUACUUUGUCGCACUCUUUUGCUUCCCUAUUGGACUGUUCCUGGUCCCCUUCAUGUACGCUGCUGAGAUUGCACCCCUACGCACCCGUGCCAAGGUGACGGCCAUGUCGGCGGCUGCAAACUGGCUCUUCAACUUCGUCCUUGCGGAAGUGAGCCCUGUCGGAUUUGCUACCAUUCACUGGCGGUACUAUAUUGUAUACGCAUGUAUCAGUGCCUUUGCUUGUGUCAGCUUCUACUUUUUCUGUCCUGAGACCAAGGGACGGACUUUGGAAGAGAUUGACGAUAUCUUCGUGCAAUCCAAGUCCAUUUUCGACACUGUCCGAAUUGCACGGGAGAUGCCCUUCCAGUCAGAGCUGCUGGCUUAUCCCGAUGAUACUGGGAAGGGCGGACUUGGAGAUGCUCAAAUUGAGCGAGCUUGA
This is a messenger RNA of Penicillium nucicola, 1548 nucleotides long. RefSeq names its product sugar porter family MFS transporter. Lineage: Eukaryota; Fungi; Ascomycota; Eurotiomycetes; Eurotiales; Aspergillaceae. The record is from RefSeq and is a predicted model, not a curated record. Bases 1 to 1548 code for a protein of 515 amino acids. Gene Ontology annotation, molecular function: carbohydrate:proton symporter activity. The transcript has 3 exons. Gene Ontology annotation, biological process: transmembrane transport; carbohydrate transport. Gene Ontology annotation, cellular component: membrane.